AUGACCUUGUUAGUGGGCGGUUUUGAGUCCCACGUUUUAUUCGACUCUGGAGCAUCGAAUUGCUUCAUUACACCGGAGCGUGCCGAGAAGAGUGGCAUCCGGAGUAGCGCGGGCGAGAGCGCGGGCAUGGUCAAGGUGGCGGGAGGUGGAUUCUUGUCUACUUUGGGCCGUGCUAGAGGAGUCGAGAUCGAGAUUGCGGGGCAGUCAAUGCCAGCAGACUUAGUCAUCAGUCCGGUGGAGCUGUAUGACGUUAUUCUCGGGAUGGACUGGUUGUCACACUACAGAGUUCAUCUGGAUUGCUACAGAGGUAGAGUGGUCUUCGAGCGAGAUGCAGGGAGGUUGGUUUAUCAGGGAGUGAGACCGACUUCCGGGAGUAUUGUGAUAUCUGCUAUUCAGGCCGAGCAGUUGUUAGAGCGGGGCUGUGAGGCGUAUCUGGCGACGAUUUCUAUGUCUGAGUCAGGAGCUGGAGUUGUUAUGGGAGAUAUUGAGGUUGUCCAGGAUUUUGAGGAUGUCUUUCAGUCACUGAAGGGAUUACCACCAUCUCGGUCUGAUCCUUUCACGAUUGAGUUAGAGCCGGGGACAGCACCGAUAUCGAAGACGCCUUACAGGAUGGCGCCAGCUGAGUUGGCAGAGCUGAAGAAGCAGAUAGAGGACCUUUUGUCUAAGGGGUUCAUUCGACCAAGUGUUUCACCGUGGGGAGCACCGGUGUUGUUUGUGAAGAAGAAGGAUGGCAGUUUCAGACUUUGUAUCGAUUACAGAGGUCUUAACCGAGUCACUGUGAAGAACAGGUACCCACUCCCGAGGAUUGAUGAGUUUGGAUCAAUCCCGAUAGAUGAGGCAGAUGUCAGGAAGACUGCUUUCAGGACGCGUUAUGGGCAUUUUGAGUUUGUGGUUAUGCCUUUCGGUUUGACUAACGCGCCGGCAGCCUUCAUGAGAUUGAUGAACGACGUGUUCAGGGAGUAUUUGGACGUGUUCGUCAUCAUUUUCAUUGAUGAUAUUCUGGUAUACUCGAGGAGUCAGGAGGAGCAUGCGACUCACUUGAGGUUGGUUCUGGAGAAGCUUCGGGAGCAGAAGCUUUUUGCUAAGUUGAGCAAGUGCAGUUUCUGGCAGCGAGAGAUGGGAUUUCUUGGCCACAUUGUUUCUGCAGAGGGAGUUUCUGUGGAUCCGGCUAAGAUUGAGGCUAUCAGAGAUUGGCCUAGACCUAGUAGUGCCACCGAGAUCAGGAGUUUUCUGGGUUUGGCAGGAUACUACAGGAGGUUCGUCAAGGGGUUUGCUACCAUGGCGCAGCCGAUGACGAAGUUGACCGGGAAGGAUGUCCCUUUUAUUUGGUCAGCUGAGUGUGAGGAGAGCUUUAGUCAGCUCAAGGAGAUGUUGACUACUACACCAGUGUUGGCGUUACCCGAGCCAGGGAAGCCUUACAUGGUGUAUACAGAUGCUUCAGGCAUUGGUCUUGGUUGUGUGCUGAUGCAGGAGGGCAGAGUGAUAGCAUAUGCUUCGAGACAGUGGCAGGGCAGUGAGCGUAACCGUCCUACACAUGACUUAGAGUUGGGAGCAGUGAUCUUCGCGUUGAAGAUUUGGAGGUCUUACUUGCUAGGUGAGACAGUACAGGUCUUCACGGAUCACAAGAGUUUGCAGCAUAUCUUCACUCAGCCGAUGAUGAACGCGAGACAGACGCGCUGGGUUGAGUUCUUGGCGGAUUAUCAGGUGAGCAUUAACUACCAUCCGGGCAAGGCUAACCUAGUGGCGGACGCGUUGAGUAGACGGAGGUAUGAUUCCGCAGUUGAGCGAGAUGUGGAGUCUCUAGUUGGCGAGAUCAGUACCUUGCGUUUGUGUGCCAUUUCGCAGGAGCCUUUGGGUUUAGAGGCAGUGGAUCAGGCGGAUCUACUUAGCAGGAUCAGAGUUGCUCAGCAGAGUGAUCAGAGUUUGCUGGAUGCGACGAGAGUGACUGGUUCUGAGUAUGAGGUCUCUGCGAAUGGGACUAUCUUGGUUCGUGGGCGAGUUUGUGUGCCUAAGGAUGUGGAGUUGAGACAUCAGAUUUUGGGAGAGGCUCAUGCGAGCAAGUUUUCCAUUCAUCCAGGAGCGACCAAGAUGUACCAUGACCUCAAGAGAGCAUCAGGUUCCGGGUGGUCUUUUGCAGAGUUUACCCAUUCCGAGUGGAAGUGGGAUAGGAUUACGAUGGAUUUCGUGGUUGGACUACCUGUUUCGAGGACUUUCGAUGCUAUCUGGGUGAUUGUGGAUCGGUUGACUAAGUCUGCACAUUUCUUGGCCAUCAAGAAGACAGAUGGAGCUGCUGUCUUGGCUAGGAAGUUUGUGCGAGAGAUUGUGAGGCUGCAUGGAGUGCCAGCUAGUAUUGUGUCAGACCGUGAUCCCAGAUUCACUUCAGAGUUUUGGAGGGCGUUUCAGGCAGAGAUGGGCACUAAGGUGCAUCUGAGUACAGCUUAUCAUCCGCAGACAGAUGGUCAGUCAGAGAGGACUAUUCAGACUUUGGAGGAUUUGCUGAGGAUGUGUGUGUUGGAUUGGGGUGGCCAUUGGGCAGAUCACCUAAGCUUAGUUGAGUUUGCAUACAACAACAGCUUUCAGGCGAGUAUUGGCAUGGCUCCAUUUGAGGCUUUGUAUGGGAGGCCAUGUAGGACACCCCUAUGCUGGACCCAAGUGGGGGAGCGCAGCAUGUAUGGAGCUACUUAUGUUCAGGAGACGACAGAGAAGGUUCGUGUUGUGAGGCUGAACAUGAAGGAGGCUCAGGAUAGGCAGAAGAGUUAUGCAGAUAGACGCAGACGAGAGCUUGAGUUUCAGGUUGGAGAUAGAGUUUAUCUCAAGAUGGCUAUGUUGAGGGGUCCUAACAGAUCCAUAGCAGAGAACAAGCUGAGUCCGCGAUUUAUGGGUCCGUUUCCAGUAGUGGAGCGAGUUGGGCCAUUAGCUUACAGGCUGGAGUUGCCUGAGAUUAUGAAAGCCUUUCACAAGGUUUUUCAUGUGUCGAUGCUGAGGAAGUGUCUUCAUCCUACAGAGGAGUUAGUGGCUAGGAUUCCAGAGGAUCUUCAGCCAGAUUUGACCGUGCCGGCAGUGCCUAUGAGGAUUUUAGAGAGGAGGGAAAAGGUUCUGAGGAACAAGAGGAUUCCCUUACUGAGGAUUUUGUGGGAUUGCAGUGGUUCUACAGAGGAGACUUGGGAGCCAGAGGCAAAGAUGAAGUUGAAGUUCAGGAAGUGGUUCGACAAGCAGGUCGAGGAGUGA
Molecule: messenger RNA, 3228 nt
Organism: Microthlaspi erraticum
Lineage: Eukaryota; Viridiplantae; Streptophyta; Magnoliopsida; Brassicales; Brassicaceae
Source: the annotation of a GenBank genome assembly